Molecule: messenger RNA, 1442 nt
Organism: Clupea harengus (Atlantic herring)
Lineage: Eukaryota; Metazoa; Chordata; Actinopteri; Clupeiformes; Clupeidae
Gene: actmap
Product: actin maturation protease
Source: RefSeq, a predicted model, not a curated record
UAGUUAGAUAAACUUCAGUCAUGUGCAUGGGGAUUUCUUUAAUGCCGAUGGGAGUGAGCCGACGACUUUCAAUGUUGUGAUUUCAUUUGUCUACGGAGGCUCCCAUGUAUUGCCUUUUUAGGGCAUCGUCCCCUUCACAAGAUUAGCCCUUCAUGUCAAAUCGUGUGUUGAUGUCUGUUGAUGGCUGACUUGAUACAGUGUAAUUAGCGCAGCAAAUAUGUCAAUGGAGCAUCCCACUUUGCCACCAUCACUGCUUCCUCCUCCACCUCCUCCUCCCACAGCACCAGGUCCCUCGGUACCCGGGAAGAAGAAGCUCUAUCAGGCCAUUGCUGAGGGAAAGGCCCCUGUAGAGGGAGACCAUGAGGAGGCUCUGUGCCUUCUCAGGCAGAGGGAGAGUGGCUUUAGAAAGGACCUUCAGUGGUUGCUGCUCAACAAAUACAUGCCGUCUCUUAUUCAGGAUGGUCCGCAAUGUGGGUUAGUGGCCUUGUGGAUGGCAUCACAACUGCUACAGCCGGCAAGGUGCAUUUCCAUGGACAUGGUAGUUCAAACAGCACUGACAAAGGGUUAUACUGCACAAGGGGAGAUGUUUUCAGCCAAGGACAUGGCCUUACUUGCAGAAGAGGUUUGUGGGUGUAAAGCUGAGCUGCUGAAAGGGGGAAUGGGUGGGGUCAACACCACCCGGAUCCUGAGGCAUCUCAUCGAGGGACAGCCUGUUCUCAUACCAUAUGAUGAGGACUUCAACCAUGAGCCAUGUCAGCGCAGAGGUCACCGGGCACACUGGGCCGUGGCAUCAGGUAUAUUGGUAGGAUUGACCAUUGACAUUCUGGACAUCAGGCAGCUCCAGUCAGACCCUACUCUUCCCUGGGUCCUCAUGCCUCGUGAAGGGGACCUUCCUGUAUGGUCCAUGGACAGUGUGCAAGAUGUUUAUGUGUUAGCCAAACAGGGCAAAAGCCUAAGAUAUCAGUUGUGGAACUUUGGAAUUGUGACUGAAAGCAAUCUGCAGCUCAGAGAGUUGGAUCCUCAGCGGGCGAAAGAUGGGACAAGCUAUGUGCUGCCCUCUGGUGGUGUGGAGACGGGACUGGCUGGCCAGGUGGUGCUGCUCCACACCAAAACACCGGUUUCCUGAGGCAUCGUCAUGGCCUGGAGUGCCUAUACAAGCAUAUAGGUGAAGAAGAAUAAGGAUGAAUUUCAAUGACAGUGCAAGAAAUGUAUUGUUUGUGCUUUUAUGGUAAAGAGAUGGAUAAAUAGUACAGUAUACCAUUUACACACCCCCCCCAAACACACACACACUCACACACACACACACACACACACAAAAGAGACUGUUUGCUGAACUUCACAUUUAAUUACAUUCAUGGCACUUUAUUCUGGGAUGGAAUCUAACUUUUGUUACUUAUGUAGUCCUAAUCCAUUUGGUGUUCAGAAUAAAAGUAAGAGAAACA